AUGGGCCGUCGGAGCAAGAAAUAUAAGCCUGAUCGACCCCCGUCAAUGGUGGAUAUUGGAAACUUGCUGUGGCCUGAAAUGGCACCGAUGUCAGACGAACCUUCACGCACUUCUAGCAAGGAAUCUCUUCUAGGCACGGUGCCCCUGCAG
Molecule: messenger RNA, 150 nt
Organism: Pelobates cultripes (western spadefoot toad)
Lineage: Eukaryota; Metazoa; Chordata; Amphibia; Anura; Pelobatidae
Source: the annotation of a GenBank genome assembly